Messenger RNA from Gracilinanus agilis (Agile Gracile Mouse Opossum), 1793 nucleotides. Its product is annotated as cytochrome P450 2C44-like. Gene Ontology annotation, biological process: xenobiotic metabolic process. The record is from RefSeq and is a predicted model, not a curated record. Gene Ontology annotation, molecular function: heme binding; oxidoreductase activity, acting on paired donors, with incorporation or reduction of molecular oxygen, reduced flavin or flavoprotein as one donor, and incorporation of one atom of oxygen; iron ion binding. Lineage: Eukaryota; Metazoa; Chordata; Mammalia; Didelphimorphia; Didelphidae. The transcript is spliced from 9 exons. Gene Ontology annotation, cellular component: intracellular membrane-bounded organelle; cytoplasm. Bases 4 to 1485 code for a protein of 493 amino acids.
GCAAUGGAGCCCUGGGCACUCACCACUUUCAUCCUUGUGGUUUGUGUUUCUUUCUUGGUCUUUUUGUCACUAUGGAGAAAAGACUACAAAGGGAGGAAGCUGCCUCCUGGCCCAGUUCCUCUCCCCAUCGUAGGGAAUAUGCUACAGUUAGACCAGAACAUCUCCAGGUCUCUUUGCAAGCUAUCUGAAAAGUAUGGUCCUGUGUAUACUGUUUAUUUUGGGUCACAGCCAGUGGUGGUUUUACACGGCUACAAAGCACUGAAGGAAGCUCUGAUUGAUCAGGGAGACAUUUUUGGAGGAAGGGGGUAUCUACCAAUAGUUGAUGACAUUUACAGAGGACAUGGAAUUGUUUUCAGCCAUGGAGAAAAGUGGAAACAAAUCCGCCGAUUUUCCCUGAUGACUCUGAGGAACUUUGGGAUGGGGAAAAGGAGCAUUGAAGAGCGUGUCCAGGAGGAAGCUCAGUUCCUUUUGGAGGAACUGAGGAAAACAAAUAGUCAGCCCUUUGAUCCCACUUUCAUUCUUGGAUGUGCGCCUUGCAAUGUUAUCAGUUCUAUCCUUUUCCAUCAGCGUUUCAACUAUGAUGAUGAGAAAUUUCUUUCUAUGUUAAGGAUAUUAAGUGAAAACGUGACUCUACUGAACACUCCAAUGGCUCAGCUCUAUAAUAAUUUUCCAUGGUUUCUCCGCUAUUUUCCGGGACCUCACAAAAAAUUUUUUUCAAAUGUCAAGAAACUUAAAGAGUUUAUUUUGAAUAAUGCAAAGAAAUACCAACAGACACUGGAUCCUAACAAUCUUAAGAAUUACAUUGACUGCUUCCUCCACAAAAUGCAGCAGGACCGAAAGAAUCCAGACUCUGUGUUUGACUUUGAAAAUCUGGCAACAGCAGGAAUGGAUUUAUUUGAUGCUGGAACAGAAACGACCAGUACCACUUUGAGAUAUGGCCUGCUUCUCAUCCUAAAGUACCCAGAAGUACAAAAAAAGAUUCAUGAAGAAAUUGAUCGAGUGAUUGGACCACAUAGAAUUCCUUCCAUUAAAGAUAAACUGGAGAUGCCCUAUACAGAGGCUGUGCUGCAUGAGAUACAGAGAUUUGUUGAUCUUGUUCCUUUCAGUCUUCCUCAUGAAGUAACCCAAGACACCCAACUCCAACAAUACUUCAUACCUAAGGGCACAACAGUGUACCCUUUGCUUUCCUCUGUCUUGUCUGACCCAAAAGAAUUCCCUAACCCAGAACAGUUUGAUCCAGGGCACUUCCUGAAUAAGGAUGGCAGUUUUAAGAAGAGUGACUACUUCAUGCCUUUUUCUAUAGGAAAACGGGCCUGUUUGGGAGAAGGCUUAGCUAAGAUGGAAUUAUUUUUAUUCCUCGUCACCAUUCUGCAAAAUUUUACGCUGAAGAGUGUUGUGGAUUCAAAGGAAAUUGACAUCAAGCCAGGCUCUACCGGAUUGCUUACUGUUCCUCCAAAGUUCGAGCUCUGCCUUCUUCCCCGCUAAGGAAGAGAAAGCCACCCAUCCAAUCCACCUUAUUGCUUUCUCACCAAGAUCCUAAUUCUUUUCUGUUGAAAGUAGCCAGGCCAGCCUUAUGGGGGGGGGGGGGGGGAAUGCAAUGCUUAGUGUUCUCUUUGAAUAGACUCCAAUCCUUACAUAUGCACUAGGAAAUGCAAUAGAUUAAAGAACUCCUUAUAUACCUUCAUGUCAUUGGGUAGCACUAUGGAAUAGCAUGAAAACACCCUUGGCAUCUUCAUACUUUAAACCAUGCUUUAUGUUUAGGAAGUUUUAAUUCAAUAAAAGGUUGAUCUAUA